CAACUGCUACUCAGCCAGGAAGUGCAUGAGAAGUGUGGGGCCAGGCAGCUCAGAGCCUGAAGAAGGAGCGUCCAGAGAAGCUGGGGAGGAAGGGACCUCCUCAAAGGCUGCUCCUGGAGACCUCCCAGAUACAGACAGGAGGAAGUGAGAGGUGAACUCAGCCUGAGCCUGGCUGGGUAAGGCUCUCACUCACCCACCUGCUCUCCUGACUACCCACAGCCAUGGCCCUGGCCCAGCAGCUGCGUUCAGAGAGCGACUUUGAGCAGCUUCCCGAUGACGUGGCCAUCUCAGCCAACAUCGCUGACAUCGAGGAGAAGAGAGGCUUCACCAGCCACUUUGUUUUUGUCAUUGAGGUGAAGACUAAAGGAGGAUCCAAGUACCUCAUCUACCGGCGCUACCGGCAGUUCUACGCCCUUCAGAGCAAGCUGGAGGAGCGGUUCGGGCCAGAGAGCAAGAGCAGCCCAUUCACCUGCAGCCUGCCCACGUUGCCAGCUAAAGUCUACAUGGGUGUGAAGCAGGAGAUUGCUGAGACCCGGAUCCCCGCCCUCAAUGCCUACAUGAAGAACCUUCUGAGCCUGCCGGUCUGCGUGCUGAUGGACCCCGACCUCAGGAUCUUCUUUUACCAGUCUGCUUAUGAUGCAGAGCAGGUGCCCCAGGCGCUCCGCAGGCUCCGACCACGCACGCGCAAAAUCAAGGGUGUGUCUCCACAAGGCACCAGCGUGGACCGCAUGGAAGCUCCAAGAGCAGAGGCCCUGUUUGACUUCACUGGGAACAGCAAACUGGAGCUAAGUUUCAAAGCUGGAGAUGUGAUCUUCCUUCUCAGUAGGAUCAACAAAGACUGGCUGGAGGGCACAGCCCAGGGAGCCACUGGCAUCUUCCCAGGCUCCUUCGUGAAGAUCCUCAAGGACUUCCCGGAAGAAGAUGACACCACCAACUGGCUGCGCUGCUACUACUAUGAAGACACAAUCAAAACCAUCAAGGACAUUGCGGUGGAGGAAGACCUCAACAGCACCCCCCUGUUCAAAGACCUGCUAGCGCUCAUGAGGCGUGAGUUCCAGAGAGAGGACAUCGCUCUCAAUUACCAGGAUGCUGAGGGGGAUCUGAUCCGGCUGCUGUCAGACGAAGAUGUGGGACUCAUGGUGAGGCAGGCCCAAGGCCUCCCCUCCCAGAAGCGCCUCUUCACCUGGAAGCUGCAUGUCACCCAGAAGGACAACUACAGUGUCUAUAACACGGCGCCCUGAGUCAUUGUGGUCCCUGUGGCAAGAAGUGGAUGCUUAACAAAAAGCCUGCACCCUGUAAGGACAUGAGGACCUUCGGGAGGCUGGGAUGAGAUGCAAGCCUCCUGGGCAGAGGCUGGUGUGCCCACUGGACCAGGAUUCUACUAAAUUUUGACACCUCUGAAUUAAAUAAACCAUUUUGUCUCUAAGG
Messenger RNA from Onychomys torridus (southern grasshopper mouse), 1428 nucleotides. RefSeq names its product neutrophil cytosolic factor 4 (gene Ncf4). NCBI's taxonomy places the organism in Eukaryota, Metazoa, Chordata, Mammalia, Rodentia, Cricetidae. The transcript is spliced from 10 exons. Gene Ontology annotation, cellular component: NADPH oxidase complex. Bases 222 to 1241 code for a protein of 339 amino acids. Gene Ontology annotation, biological process: phagocytosis; superoxide anion generation; respiratory burst. Gene Ontology annotation, molecular function: superoxide-generating NADPH oxidase activator activity; protein binding; phosphatidylinositol binding. The record is from RefSeq and is a predicted model, not a curated record.